Chenopodium quinoa (quinoa) is the source of this 3588-nucleotide messenger RNA. RefSeq lists its product as uncharacterized. The record is from RefSeq and is a predicted model, not a curated record. The transcript has 8 exons. Bases 2766 to 3344 code for a protein of 192 amino acids. NCBI's taxonomy places the organism in Eukaryota, Viridiplantae, Streptophyta, Magnoliopsida, Caryophyllales, Amaranthaceae.
AAGUUUUCUGAAAAAUAUUCUCUCUCCUCCCUUAUUUCCUCUUUCCUCCAUAAUUUCAUGGUUUUCUUUCUCACUCCUCUCUCUUUUUCUCUCCUAUCUCUGGUCAUCAAAUCUUAAAGAAAUUGUUAUAAAUUAUCAAAUUAAAGUUGAAUUAGCUUCAAUCUUUAUUAAUAACGCCAUCGAUUUCUUGUUGGAGCUAACAAAUCAGCUUUUCUCUUACGAUUUUUAUUUGAUUUCAUAUACACAAUGUUUUAUUUGAGUUUUGAAUUAGUUAUUUGUUUAUUUUUAUCAUCAUCAAAUUGAUUCUUCAAUUGAAUAAUUAGAAGGUUUUCAAUGGAAUUAAGAUUUACUUUCAAAUAUAUGAUUCUCCAUAUUUUGUAGGACAAGCAAACUAAAUUUAAGCAAAAUUUUGUGGGUGGUUUCGCUGGGUUUGUGGGUGGAUUCGGUAUUUUUGGUGGGUGUCGGUGGUGGGGUGGUCUGGGUUUGGGGUUUCGGUGGUGUCGGUGGUCUGGGUUUGGGGGUUUCAGUGGUGGUGGUGGUCUAGGUUUGGGGGUUUUGGUGGUGUUGUUGGUUGUGGUGGUCUGGGUUUGGUUUGGUAUGACUGUAUGAGUACUCUCUUGUAAGUUAACCAUCUCGUCUUCAUGUAAUAUUGCAUAAUUUUUCUUUAUUUCUUUUUCAUGAAAGGAUGUCAAUGUAAGCUAGUCUUAAUAUUUCUGGUAUCAAAGAUUUUCAGAAACUUCAAUUGGUCUUUAAAGUUCUAGAUCCUUGUAUGUAAUCCUUGAACAAAUUUAAAAAUUGGGUAUCAUUUUUAUGUUCAAUUUACCACUGACAAUAUUUUUUAUUUUUUAUUUUUUUUCCUUUCUUUUUCUAGGUGUAUAGAAGGAUAUGGUAGUAUAAGCUUAGCUGAUGCAUUCAAGCUGUUUGGCAUGUGUAAACUGCCUCAAUCUCUCCUUAUGCAGGCUUGAAGAAGAAAACUAGAGCUAACAAGAAAAAGUGUUGCUAUAGAGGUUCAUGAAGAUGUUCUUGAGCAUCAAGUUUCUGUAAUUGGUUCACCUUCAUCUCGUCGUAAGUGAACUCAUGAAGAUGAAGCUGAAUCUGCUGCUCUUGUUCGUCUUAAGAAGCCAAGGACAAGAACGAAAAAAUCAAUAGUUGAAGCUGGUGAAGCUAGUGGUGAUGUACCUACAUUGCGGCCAUUUAAAACUAAAUGUAGGCCUUUGCAUUUGGUUAGCAUGAUGUCUAACUUUACUCUUGAUUAAAAAAAUUCUGUAGAUGAAAUCGGUUUUGGAGGGUUGUUAUCAUUGAAGUUGAAAAGGAAUCCUACUAGUAUGUACAGGUGGCUAAUUGAUUCUUUUAACUGUGGUAGCUGCAUGUUUUCAAUCGAUAAUAAUAAGGAGUUUGUGGUGACUGAGUAUGAUGUGUUUUUCCUUCCUUUGAACCCCAAAAAUGUUGAGGAGAUACCUCGAUAUGCUAAUAAAAAUAAUCCUGACUUUGUUUUCAAACAUAAUUGGAGAUUGCAUUUUGGGUUGAUGGAUGAAAAUGAUCAAAUUCUACUUAAUUUGUUAGAAGCUAGGAUACCUACUUUAGGCCAAGGUGGAGAUGAGUUUAAACAACUCUUUGUUAUGCAUGCAAUAUCCACGUUUUUAGCUCCUACUUCGAAUAGAAGCGUUGAUCUUAGGAUUGUCAAGGCACUUGAUGAUGUUGGACAAAUUAAGAAUUUUAAUUGGUGUAAAUAUGUUCUUGAAAAAUUGCGUGAAGGUGUUAAAAGUUACAAAAAAGGAAAAAUUCAGAACUGUUGUGGUUGUAUUUUGAUGUUGGAGAUUAUUUACUUCCAAGGUUGAAGUUUAGGAAUGUUGAAUUAAUUACUUCUUUACCCUUAAUUCAACAUUGGAAUGAUGAGUUGAUUAGGGAUAGAAUUAAAAAGGAAAAAUUGUCCAAAAGUUUUGGGUGUGGGAUUUUACUCUCUGAUGUAUGUGUAUCUUGUUAGUGGUAAACUGAAGUUUUUGGAUGGACAUAUUGUGGGCACUGCAGGGGGAAGUAUGGGGAAUGUUGGGGGGGAGUGUUGACAAUGUUGUGAGGAACGUCGGGGGGAGUGUUGAUGUGCCUGAUUCCAGGGUACAAUACAGUUUAUUCUCCUACCAGGUUCGAUGUCAGAUCAAGAGAUCUAUUCGGCUGCUAUUGAUCCCGUUCAUGAGCAAUUUUUGUUCAUGAAAAGAGAUAUGCAUGUGAUCUCUUCCUUUUACAAUGAUAAGAUUAAAGAGAUUCUUCUUUCACGCGGUAUAAAUGAUGAGGCCAUCAACUCUUUGGUACCUACUUUUUCCCAGAAUGAUCAAUUUUUCAUGGAUUCUCGAGUGCAAGCGGUUAUUGAUGAGAUCUCUAGACUUGCAAUUUGGGUGACCAAGAUACCUGAGGCAUUGGAUCAAAUUUCUACAUUUGAGCACAACAAAACAAGUUGCAAUGAUGUUAGGAGGGAGACAGUUACAGGAAAAGUGCCUAUGAUUGGCUUUGAAAAUAUUCUUGCAAAUGGAAAGUCCAGGUGUUUGUUGUCUUUGGAUUGGAAAUCUGAUGAAAAGCUUAUACUCAUUUCACACUUUUUAAAGUCAAAUAACAAGGAAAUGAAGCUAUUGGAUCCAUUAGUCCUAGAGAUUAUUGACUAUUGCAUUAUCAAUGAUUCUUGUUUGGCUCCUAAUGAACUGUUGGUAUAUUUUCACGAAAAGCAUUUGAUUUAAAGGCAAGAAUCCUACACAUUAGGAGAGCCUUUUGAAAUCAUGAGCAAUAGUAUUUUGGAUUGCUGGGCAUUGCUUCUCAAUGAAAAUCAGAAAUAUUUGAAGGAUGGACCUCAGAAAUUGUAUGUUGGUUCUUCAAUUAGUGUUACAAUAGUAGAAGCUGCUAGCAGUGAUGGAAAUUCACAACUAAUGGACAAUGUUUAUCAAGGUUUGGAGGAGUGGAUGAAAAUAGCUUACAAUGAUUUUGAUUUGUCAGAAGUGGAGCUGAGUGAUAUGAUCAGUACAUUCUUUGAUCAAAGGCUUACUCAAUCUGGAGGUAUGGUUAACUACGCUAUGGAGUUUCCUACUUUGAAUUGGAGAUCUAGCAAAGAUAAUUCAGAUUCUGGUGUUUAUAUUAUAAUGAGCAUGCUUUUAUUCAAUGGAGCUGAUGCGUUUAAAUGUGAAAUUUUAAAAACAGCUUCAAAUAGGAAGAUUCUCCGGAUUCAAAUUGCUGCAUCUUUGGUGUUAUCUGAUAUGAAUGAAGCUAGAUCAGUUAUAAUUGAUAAGGUGGCUGAAUUUAAACCUGAUAGGCAACGUCUUUCAAAAGAGGUUGAAGAAAGAAGGAAGAAAGAGAUAAGAUAGGAAGAAUAAGAAGAAGCUGACUGCAGACAAGAAGAAGAAAGGAAAAGGGAAGGCUUAAGAUGUCGUGUAACUGAUUUUUUUGACUUAGUUGUGAUCAUAAUUUUCUGAUGCUAAGUAAAGUACUUGUAUAGCUAAUUAGUUUUAAUUCAACUUUUGUGUAGGUUAUUGAAGAUUGGAAAAAUAUUCAUUUUGUCUAAACAAGCAUUUGACAACAUUUUAUGAAAAUGGUAUAUUGUUUGUUUAA